CCCCGCCGGGGAUGCGGCGGAGGCGGCGGCGGAGGCGGAGGCCGUGGCUCUGAGGCCGAGCAUGGCCGGCCCCGGCCCGACCUACCCGCUCCACCGGCUCGUUUGGGCCAACCGGCACCGUGAGCUGGAGGCCGCGCUGCACAGCCGCCAGCACGACAUUGAGUCAGUGGAUCCUCGGGGUCGGACCCCCCUGGAGCUGGCCGUGUCCCUGGGGAACUUGGAGUCAGUGCGAGUACUGCUCCGGCACAAUGCCAACGUGGGCAAGGAGAACCGCCAGGGCUGGGCAGUCCUUCAGGAGGCUGUCAGUACCGGGGAUCCUGAGAUAGUCCAGCUGGUACUGCAAUACCGGGAUUACCAGCGGGCCACCCAGAGGCUGGCAGGCAUCCCUGAGCUCCUCAACAAGCUUUGUCAGGCACCCGAUUUCUAUGUAGAGAUGAAGUGGGAAUUCACCAGCUGGGUGCCCCUCGUGUCAAAGAUGUGCCCAAGUGACGUGUACCGCGUGUGGAAGCGUGGCCAGAGUCUGCGUGUGGACACCAGCCUCCUGGGCUUUGAGCACAUGACUUGGCAGCGGGGCCGACGGAGCUACAUCUUCAAGGGCCAGGAGGCCGGCGCCCUGGUGAUGGAGGUGGACCAUGACCAGCAGGUGGUGCGCACGGAGACCCUGGCGUUGGCCCUACACGAGCCCGAGGCACUGCUGGCAGCCAUGCAGCCCAGCGAGGAGCAUGUGGCCAGCCGGCUUACCUCCCCCAUCGUGUCUACCUACCUGGACACUCGGAAUGUCGCCUUUGAGAGGAACAAAUGCGGGAUCUGGGGCUGGCGGUCGGAGAAGCUAGAAGUUGUCAGUGGCUAUGAGGCCAAGGUAUACAGUGCCAACAACGUGGAGCUUGUGACGAGGACCCGGACGGAACAUCUCUCUGAUCAGGACAAGGCCAGGACCAAAGGGGGGAAGACACCCUUCCAGUCCUUCCUGGGGAUGGCCCAGCAGCACUCAGUCCACAACGGGGCCCCUGUGCUGCAGUCAGCUAGUCCCACCAACCCCACGGCCAUCUCCCCGGAAGAGUACUUUGACCCCAACUUCAGCCUGGAGGCAAGGAACAUUGGCCGUCCCAUCGAGAUGUCCAGCAAAGUGCAGCGGUUCAAGGCCACCCUCUGGCUGAGCGAGGAGCACCCCCUGUCUCUGGGUGACCAGGUGACACCCAUCAUCGACCUCAUGGCCAUCAGCAAUGCCCACUUUGCCAAACUUCGAGACUUCAUCACCUUGCGCUUGCCACCAGGCUUCCCUGUCAAGAUUGAGAUCCCCUUAUUCCAUGUGCUCAAUGCCCGGAUCACUUUCAGCAACCUGUGUGGCUGUGAUGAGCCUCUGAGCUCUGUGUGGGUGCCGUCUCCCAGCCUGAGGUCCACAGAGUCCACCAGCCCUGCCGCCGCCCCCUUUCCCUGUGAGGUGGACCCCGCCGUGUUUGAGGUACCCGAGGGGUACAGCGUGCUGGGUGCUGGGCAUAGUGAGCCCCUGAGGGAUGAAGAUGACGACCUUCUACAGUUUGCCAUCCAACAGAGCCUGCUAGAGGCUGGGACUGAGACAGAGCAGGUGACCAUCUGGGAAGCUCUGACUAACACCCGGUCAGGCCCAGACCUCCACUCUCCCCCACCUGCCUAUGAGGAGCAGCUGCAGCUGGAGCGGGCCCUCCAGGAGAGCCUGCUGCCACCUUCAGAACCUGGGGGCCUGGGGUCCCCUCGCCUGACUCCUGCCUCCCUGAGCCCCCCCAGCUUCGACGAGCAGCUCCGCCUGGCCCUGGAACUGUCCUCCCGGGAGCAGGAGGAGAGAGAGAGGAGGGGGCAGCAGGAAGAGGAGGAGCUGCAGCGAAUUCUGCGGCUCUCCCUCACUGACCACUGAACUGCCCAGUCAGGAUGGAGGGACACUGCCCAGGCCAGGCCUCAUGCCUGGCUUUUAUAAUUUAUUUAUUUAUGAACUGCUGACCAGCUAGGGGAGGGGUUGGGGGUCAGGGGUUGCCCAAGAUGGAGGUAGGGGAUGGAAAUAAAUUAGAAACC
This is a messenger RNA of Phascolarctos cinereus (koala), 2046 nucleotides long. Lineage: Eukaryota; Metazoa; Chordata; Mammalia; Diprotodontia; Phascolarctidae. The record is from RefSeq and is a predicted model, not a curated record.